CAAAGUUGAGUUUUAUACCUACCAUAUCUACCUAUUUGUUGUUUUGUAAUGGUCAAGUGCACGAUUAAGUAAAAUGAAAAACAUGUGGGGGUUUUGGAAAAUUUGUAGACCAUUUACUAUAUGUUCCAGUUAUAGUUGUUAUAUUCCCAAACAACAAGUAAGGCAAAGUGCUUAUUCCGUACGUACAAAUAGGAAGUUACUUGUUCCUACUGGAAUACAUAUUCGUAACUUGGGGCUUGGUCCUACUUCUAAGGAUUUUGAAGAGCCUGCACAGCUGUCCGGGCCAUUGACAAAAGCCUACGCAAGAGAACUGGUAUUACAUUUGAUUGAUGAAGAAAGGAAGAUGUUGUUAAGUGCACUUCAAGAAUAUGAAUCAAACCGAGUCAAAGAAGAAUUCGAAGAAACACUAGCCGCCCAGAGAUGGAGGUCAAAACUAGGUCGACCAAGUAAAGUUCCCACACUAGGUGAUGUCGAUCCCACGGGUUCUUACUGCCCGGUACCUGAAGACUGGCUAAAGAAGAAAUAUGCUGCCACAGUACCAAAGCCGACGACCAAGGAACUGUUCCACUUGAGCUUAGCAAACUCUAUACCGUUCAUUGGGUUUGGUUUUUUGGACAACUUCAUCAUGAUAAUUGCUGGAGACAGCAUCGAGAGCAGCAUGAGCGCGUACAUAACGCUUUCGACGAUGGCGGCGGCGGCGCUGGGCAACACGUUCAGCGACGUCAUCGGCAUCGGCUCGUCCUACUACGUGGAGCGCGGCGCCGCCAUGAUCGGGCUGGGCGCGCCCGCGCUGUCGCCCGUCCAGCUCGACAUGCCCAUCAGCAGGCGCUUCGCCAACGUGGGCAGAGUUCUCGGCAUAACUCUCGGCUGUUUCCUCGGCAUGACGCCGCUGCUCUUCAAGGACGACGAGAAGAAGCCAGAGGCCAAGGCGACCUCGACCGAACCUAAAACUUAGGCGAAGCAAGAAAACAAUAGACCAAUUGUAACUUCGACAAACUCCUAGCUGGCUCCUCUUCAGUUAACCAGUACGGGUCGCGUGCGAGACCCCUCGGUGACGACGCCACAGUGCAGCCCACACACCGCACCCUUGUUGUUACUAACAAUUUAGUUCUACAAGAUGACGAUCGAAAUGAAAAAUUAAUUUUCACUGCAUUGAGUAGUAUCUUUACUUAUAUUUGAUUUCAGAUUAUCAAAUAAUAAUUAAAAUAGUAAUAAUAUUAAUAAAACGUUUUGUAAAUAAAAAUCUCAGGCAGACUGUAAGGACUCCUUUCGGGUAAUGUCUCCCUCCUCCAGGAAAACCACUUCCUCUGGCUGCAGCCGUCACUAACUCCGCCCGCCGCAACUAUAUCGCCGCGGUCCGCGUGUGGUCAGUGGGCCGCGCCGCGUGACUUGUCCGUUUUCUUCGUAGCGAGAUAGUUAGGCGUCGCUUAUACUUGAUUUCAAAAGUCCACGGUCCUGGCCAUCCUUCUCUGAGUAGUGUGUAAUUUCUUGUCACUUGUAUAACCGAACUGCCAAGUCUGGUAAUGAGACGCUAGUUUCUGAAUCCAUAACAAUGUGUUUGUCUCUAGUGGAAGUUGUGAUUUGAGCCCAUUAUUUCUUCUACAUGAGCGCUACUCUUCUGUCUCGUUCUAAUUCUUCUUUUUUUCUAAGAGUUGUGUUUGCCUAGAGUGACGUAUCCUUUGACGAACUCGAGGGCAGGUCUCGUUAUUUGUAAAAAUGGGCGGCGUGACUGACGUGUUCCCGAGGUCCAUGUGACAUGCCUUGAGACAUUCAUCUCCCUGAUUGUUUCACGAGGUCUGCGCUAAAGGGAGCGGUGCAGCGACGCAGGUGUUCACAACGGUCGCGCGACAGAGACAACGCUAGUCAAUUAUGGCCAUCACUUUCUACAACAUAUGUACAGUCAAACCUGGGUAAGUGAGAACUGGAUAAGUGAGAAAACUCUAUAAGUGAGAGUAAUAG
Bombyx mandarina (wild silkworm) is the source of this 1959-nucleotide messenger RNA. RefSeq lists its product as uncharacterized. Gene Ontology annotation, cellular component: mitochondrion. The record is from RefSeq and is a predicted model, not a curated record. NCBI's taxonomy places the organism in Eukaryota, Metazoa, Arthropoda, Insecta, Lepidoptera, Bombycidae.